AUGGCGAAGCACCACCCAGACCUUGUCAUGUGCCGCAAGCAGCCGGGCGUGGCUAUUGGCCGCCUUUGCGAGAAGGACGACGGCAAGUGUGUGAUCUGCGACUCGUAUGUACGCCCAUGCACGCUGGUCCGUAUCUGCGAUGAGUGCAACUACGGCUCAUACCAGGGCCGAUGUGUCAUCUGCGGCGGGCCUGGCAUUUCGGAUGCUUAUUACUGUCGCGAGUGUACGCAGUUGGAGAAGGACCGUGAUGGCUGUCCCAAGAUUGUCAACCUAGGCAGCUCCAAGACUGAUCUUUUCUAUGAACGCAAGAAGUACGGCUUCAAGAAACGCUGA
Messenger RNA from Phytophthora nicotianae INRA-310, 333 nucleotides. RefSeq names its product PHD finger-like domain-containing protein 5A. The transcript has a single exon. NCBI's taxonomy places the organism in Eukaryota, Oomycota, Peronosporomycetes, Peronosporales, Peronosporaceae. The coding region runs from base 1 to 333 and encodes 110 amino acids. Gene Ontology annotation, cellular component: catalytic step 2 spliceosome; U2 snRNP; precatalytic spliceosome. The record is from RefSeq and is a predicted model, not a curated record. Gene Ontology annotation, biological process: mRNA splicing, via spliceosome.